Molecule: messenger RNA, 1768 nt
Organism: Lycium ferocissimum
Lineage: Eukaryota; Viridiplantae; Streptophyta; Magnoliopsida; Solanales; Solanaceae
Exons: 9
Coding region: 203-1408 (401 amino acids)
Biological process (GO): ketone body biosynthetic process; L-leucine catabolic process
Molecular function (GO): hydroxymethylglutaryl-CoA lyase activity
Source: RefSeq, a predicted model, not a curated record
ACUUCAAGGUCAUUUUUGGCCCAAUUCCAAUACAAAAUUCCGAUAUCCAUCCUAAUUUCCACCUAAUCGCUAAUCCCAUAAUAUUAGGACUAGAUAAGCAUGCUGAGAUGAUGAUGUAAAUGUCCAAUUGUCUUUCCCGACUCGCAGAUCAAGUAGGUGAAUUCAUAGGUGGAAGUUGAAUGAUCAAUAUUCCUGUAUUGAAAUGUUAGCUUCUAAAGUCAUCAAGAAAACAUUAAGAUGGAGAUUCAGAACAUUUAUUACUAAACCCUUAGCUUUUGAGGAGCAACUUGAUGACCCCAUCAAUAUGAGCAAGGACAUUGAACGAGAAGCAUUCCAAUUGCGAAGACAAAUGGGAAGAGAUUCAUCAUGUAAUCAUUUAUUUAAUCAAGAUCAUAGGGUGGUUAGAACAAUCAUUGGAUCUUGUUCUUUGUCAAAUCGUUACUACAGCAGCCAUGGACAUUUAAAAGACAUCAAAGACAAGUCCUUAGGAUCUGUCCCUGAAGUUGUCAAGAUAGUAGAAGUUGGCCCAAGAGAUGGACUGCAAAAUGAGAAGACGAUAAUACCUACAGAAGUGAAGGUGGAGCUUAUUAAAUUACUUGUUUCUAGUGGUCUGCCAGUUGUUGAGGCUACUAGUUUUGUGUCUCCAAAGUGGGUACCACAGCUAGCUGAUGGAAAGGGUGUAAUUGAAGCAGUUAGGAACCUUACGGGGGUGCGCUUACCUGUUUUGACACCAAAUCUUAAAGGUUUUGAAGCAGCUGUUGCAGCUGGAGCCGAGGAAGUGGCAAUCUUUGCUGCAGCAUCUGAGUCCUUUUCUCGGUCUAACAUAAAUUGUAGCAUUGAAGACAGUCUUGCUCGUUAUCGUGAUGUUGCUCUUGCAGCCAAAAGCCAUUCCAUCCCCGUUCGUGGGUAUAUAUCAUGUGUUGUUGGCUGUCCCGUAGAAGGAGCAGUGUCUCCAUCAAAAGUUGCAUAUGUGGCUAAAGAACUUGUAGAUAUGGGUUGCUUUGAAAUUUCUCUUGGUGAUACAAUUGGAGUUGGUACUCCAGGUACUGUUAUUCCAAUGCUUGACGCUGUAACCCAAGUUGUCCCUCUAGAGAAGCUUGCUGUUCAUUUUCAUGACACUUAUGGACAAGCUCUUUCUAAUAUUCUUGUGUCAUUGCAAAUGGGGAUCAGCAUAGUGGAUUCAUCUAUAUCAGGCCUUGGAGGUUGCCCGUAUGCCAAAGGUGCCUCGGGUAAUGUGGCUACAGAGGAUGUCGUUUACAUGCUCAAUGGACUAGGAGUGAAGACAAAUGUGGAUCUGAGAAAGCUUCUAUUGGCUGGAGAUUUCAUCUGCAAACAUUUGGGUCGCCCUUCUGGUUCUAAGGUUGCCAUUGCCUUGAGCAGAACAACAGCUACUGCCUCAAAGCUUUAAGAGACAUCUGAUACCUUUGAAUUUGUGCACUGCAUCCCAGAGUCUGUGCCAAUACAAACACAACCCUUGCUUCACAUUGCUAGUUUCAUCACUUAAAAGCGACGAAGUGAUGGGUAUGGCUGCUUCAAGAUUGAAUCUCGUAAUUUAUGUGAACUUUCACAUGAAGCACUAUAGAAGUCGUCAUAAUCUAUUGGCUAUUCUUGCCUUGGGAUAACUGAAGGGAGUUACAGGAGCGCAUGAAGAGUUACAAGUAUGGGUUCCGAUAGUUUUGGCUUGUAUCUUGUACACGUGUCAAAAAAAUUCACUAAAGAAGUACCAAUAAUUGAUUUCAAACGUAAUAAAUCAAAUGAGUUGGUGGAA